AUGCUGCCCCUACUAGAUUACAUCGCCAAGCAGCGAGACGAAUUUUUCCUUGCUCUUCACAACCAAACCCUGUCGAAGUUGGGUGCACUAGAGGACAAGCUGCAGAGGAUGCAGAUCAAAAUGGAGGAAUCUAUCCAGGAUGGAGCUCUGAGUGAUUUAAAAGAGAGAGUGGACGGUAUGGAGGUCAAACAGGUGGAUGCACAGAAGUCAAAUGCAGCCCAAUUAGAGGUGCAGAUCAAUUUGGAAAAGAACCAAAAAGAUCUGCUGGCUGCCUUUAAGAAUUAUAUACCGCAAGACUUCGCAGAAAGGCUGGGCAAGAUUGAGGCGCUGGAGGCGAAGGCGGGCGACCAAUUGGCAGCCGUACAGAGAAACCUAGUCAUAGCCAAAAUUCCAGGGGAGGGUAUAUAUAAUCCGAAGUUCGAACUGAUCGGGUCAAGGAAAAUCUACAUUGAGAGGUAUUUUAAAGCGGAUUGGUCCAACGCCUCAAGAGUUUGUCGUACAAUGGGUGGAUCUUUGGCCACUUUUAAAAACCAGGAGGAACUCGAAGCCGUUGGAGCUGAACUGACAACGGGAUUAAACUAUUGGCUGGGCAUCACCGACCACGAAGUGAAGGGCACCUACUUGCAUGAUGGCUCAGGGAAUACUGUCGAGUUCUUCAACUGGAAGUCUGGACAACCAAAUAACUACGAUGGCAAAGAAGACUGUGUGGAGAUAAUUUCCGGCGAAAUGAACGAUACCAACUGUGCCCAGUUUAACUUUUUCAUUUGCCAGGCAGACGAUGUUUAAUUGGAAAUUGAUAUUACUGAAAUAAAAUUAAACGGAGGUA
This is a messenger RNA of Drosophila eugracilis, 826 nucleotides long. RefSeq names its product accessory gland protein Acp29AB (gene lectin-24Db). The record is from RefSeq and is a predicted model, not a curated record. Bases 1 to 786 code for a protein of 261 amino acids. The transcript has a single exon. Lineage: Eukaryota; Metazoa; Arthropoda; Insecta; Diptera; Drosophilidae.